CCAUGAAUCACAAUAGGGAAGCCAGUAUCCCGCCUGUGAGCUACUUUAUCCGGCCUUUGGACCUAAUGAUUGAAACUCGUGACCGAAAUCUUAUCGGAACCCAAAGGGGAGCCAAUAUUUACAUGUACGGUGGGGCAGGGCAAACGCCUGGUCAAUCGGCUCUCACAGUUCGUACGACUCCUGGCCUUUGGACUGGACUCAGGUCAUGAGCUUUUCCCGAGAGCGGUAUUAAAGUUCCGGUGGGAAACAAAAUGUGGCGAUCUUUUGGACUCCUGUGUAUCUUCUUGGCCCUUUUACCCCUAGCCAGGGCCGGUAAGGUUCGGGAUGCCAACGGAGGAACGAACUGUGCAGUAUGCACAGUGUUGGUGGGGAUUGUGGAGCAGUUGGCUCAAGUGUACGACGAAGGAGCAGUGGACGCUUUGGAACGAUUAUGCUCCUUUUUACCAGAGCAACUGCAGGCCCCAUGCCGAGCAGGCGCGGAGGUUUUUGCUCCUUACAUAGCAGAAGCGAUUUAUAACAAGGAGACCCCAGACGUAGUGUGCCAUGCCAUUGGUUUCUGUAAGGUUGAUCCUGGUCACCAGGCCUGUCAUAUCUUCCCACCACCAAAGGAAGGUAUGGAGGCAGCACUGAGGAGAAUUCAACCUAUGUACCAGGAUGCAAAGAAAAUGCGGGAGGGACGUGGAUUCGCAGACAUCUGUGAUAUACCAGGAAUAAAGGAGAUCUGCGAUAUCUUUGACAGAGCAUUCUCCUCACAUCUCCCUGCUGAGGACCUGGACAAAGAUGGAUUCAGCACCAUGAAGACGUUCAGGGGAAGCUCCUGGCGUGGGAAAGAUUGUAAUGACCUUGACUCCAGGCAUCAUCCAGGAGCAAGACCAGUUGAUGGUGAUAAGCUGACAGACUCCAACUGUAAUGGCAUAUUUGGUUUGGAUUCUGAAACAGGCUUGCCCUAUGAGGAUGUUCUUUGUAAUGGAACAGAGCCCAGGGGUAUGAUACUGUUGGGAGACUCCAUCGGAGCACACUUCCACCUGCCCCCACAGUGGUUUGAGGCUAAGAGUUUGAAUCCAUCUGUCUUCAAAGACUUGAUCUUCAUCCUAGAGAAUGAAAUUGACUGGCCUGAACUUUCCACAGCUACAGGACACAUGAACAACACUUUUGGAGAGGUCAUCAAAGGACCUGUGGACUCCAUCUAUAUGAGACUACGUGAACGAAACCGCUGUAACCACAGGGACUACCAGAAUCUAGGUGUGAAUGGUGGGAGAUCUGGGAGUAUGAAUAGCACAAUUGUAAGAAGUUUGGUAAGAAAUCGGAUAUCUGAUUACCCAGCGAUAGUCAACAUUGAGCUGGUGGGAAAUGAUGUGUGCAAUGGGCACCCGGACACCCUGUCUCACAUGACUAAACCCAAAGACUUCAGAAAAUAUAUGCUGGAUACAUUGCAGUACUUGGAUGGUGUUCUCCCUGAAGGCAGCCAUGUUUGGCUCACAAGCUUGGCCAAUGGCAGCCUGCUCUAUGCCAACGUGCACGACAGGAUCCAUCCACUAGGAAGUCUCAGAAAUGAUGUAACUUACAGGGAUAUGUACACCUUCUUGAACUGUCUGGAGAUCUCCCCUUGUACUGGCUGGUUGAAUGCUAACUCUACCCUCCGAUACCUGACAACCCAAAGAGCUUUUGAGCUGAACGAUGUGCUGAAAAACAUCACGGCCACUUCUCUGUACAAGAACUUCAAGCUGAUAUACCAGGAUAUCCCCAUAGAUGCAGUGAUCGCCAAGUGGGAAGCACAAGGGGGACAUGGAUGGGAGUUAAUUGAACCCGUUGAUGGCUUUCAUAUCAAUCAGUUGGCAAAUGCCCUUUCUGCGGAUUACAUUUGGGAGUGGAUGGAAAAGGAACACCCUGAAUUGCUGGGGAAGGUCAACCUAAACAACGACAGAAUCAAGCAACUUUUUGGAGACCAGGGUGGAUACUGAACAAGAUUAUAUCUGAUGGAGUAGACAAUGGCAUAUUGAUCAAGUGAUACUGUAGUAUUAUGACCAGGCUAUUUCAAGCCUGGAAGUUCCUAUGGCAAUUGGCUAUACAGCAAUAAUGUCAUAAGCAUGAUC
This is a messenger RNA of Branchiostoma floridae (Florida lancelet), 2093 nucleotides long. Its product is annotated as acyloxyacyl hydrolase-like. The transcript is spliced from 22 exons. NCBI's taxonomy places the organism in Eukaryota, Metazoa, Chordata, Leptocardii, Amphioxiformes, Branchiostomatidae. Bases 252 to 1961 code for a protein of 569 amino acids. Gene Ontology annotation, molecular function: calcium ion binding; acyloxyacyl hydrolase activity. The record is from RefSeq and is a predicted model, not a curated record. Gene Ontology annotation, biological process: negative regulation of inflammatory response; lipopolysaccharide catabolic process.